Molecule: messenger RNA, 3417 nt
Organism: Cynoglossus semilaevis (tongue sole)
Lineage: Eukaryota; Metazoa; Chordata; Actinopteri; Pleuronectiformes; Cynoglossidae
Product: C-type mannose receptor 2-like
Exons: 7
Coding region: 321-1277 (318 amino acids)
Source: RefSeq, a predicted model, not a curated record
ACAUAAUAGAUAUGUGUGUGCUAAUAAAGGCAAUGUAAACAAGUUAACUGUAUUCCUUAUGAAGAUUUUAACAACAUUUAGAGAAACAUUUUGUCUUCUGACAGAUUCCCAUUGGAUGGUCUGGCUGUCAGUCACAUGUUGUGACAGAAACACCUACGAAAGCAGUAACACCUUAUAUCCGAGUUUCAUUUUGCAUAUGAAAAUAGUUAUAGCAUUUGUUGUUUGUUUAUUGCGAGUGUCUGAUUCACUGUUCGUCGUCUGGACUUUAGGACAAAUCACUGCACAAUUUUGAAGUUCCAACAAAAGCUUUACAAUAAAAGAUGGCUGGUUGUGUGAAAGUCAUUCUGCUAUUGUUGGGCUGCUGCUGCUGCUUGGAAAGCCACCUGAAGAAGUACUACUACAUCGAUCUCCCAUUGAGCUGGAUAAACGCUCGGGAAUACUGCAGGACCCAUUACAGGGAUCUGGCAACUUUUGAAAGCUCCGAUGAUAUGAACGGGCUGCAGUUCCAAUUUGAGGAUUCAUGGAUUGGAUUGUGGGAUGACCCAAAUUCUUGGAGGAACCAACUUGGUAGUGGUCCCAAUUCCUGGAGAUGGUCAUCAUUUGAGGAACCAGCCAAAACGAGUUACAUGAACUGGAAAUCCCUUGAACCUAGGAGUAGCUAUGAUAAGAAGCUGUCUGUUUUAAUGGUGGAUGGACAAUGGGAUGAAGACUCUGCUUACGGUCCUUUAUUUCCUUUCGUUUGUUACACUGCCGUUAAUGAAACCGCAAAAGUUUAUACUUACAUCAGCAACGCUGAGACGUGGACCGGUGCCCAAAAAUACUGUAGACACUACCACACGGACCUCGCUUUGAUUGAGAAUUAUGCUGAAAAUGCUGAGGUCUAUUUAGAAGCCCAGAGUUCAAAGGUUUGGAUUGGAUUGUACCGAGUGCCGUGGACGUGGUCAGACGGCUCUGCACCUAACUUUACCAACUGGGGUGCUCUCGAGCCAGGCGGCACAGAUGACAAGGAUUCUUGUGCAGUUUUGUCACCCACUGGCAAGUGGUUUGAUUUGGCCUGUGAGGACUCGAUGCCUUUUAUUUGUCAAGAUAUUAUACAGGUAGAUUACAAAAGUAGAGUGAAGAUGCAGAUUCAAACAGACGCUGACAUGACUGAUCCAGCUGUAAACACAGAGAUUCUCCAGCAGCUCAGUUCAAGGCUGACCCAGCUGGGACAGAUCGAUGUCAAACUCCACUGGACAAGUCCACCCUCUAAAAAGAAACGGCCUGGUAUCAAAUGACAGACGAACCAGUACCGGUCCACAGACCUGGGGUUGGGGACCCCUGCUUUGGCCAAAUUGUAAUUGUAAUAUUUUUUAUACUAGGCUGACUUAGAGCCACUUUUGCUUUUUUUGCUCAAUUCAUGGCAUGAAACCUUAUUGGCUUAUACAUUCUUCAUAGCAUCUUUUUUUAAAUUGCAGCUAAUUUAUACAUCUUGAAAAUAUAUACAUAGGCUUUUGCAAAUGUGAGUAUUUUUGCCUGUCUGUGGGAAUUUUACUCAUUUUGUUGUAGUUUGUGCUUCAUUAUAACUAAAUGGUGACUUUUUUUCUUUAAGAUUCUUAUGCCAAAGUUCUGAGCUCUGUUUUUACCUGGUUAGAUAUCAGUAACACCUUUUAUGUUAUUAAUUUGAAUGAGAAGCACUGAUGUAACGAGUUGCUUUAUCCACUUUAUUAAUCGCACUUGAGGACUGAAUAACAGUACAUCUGUGUUCACAGUUGGACCUUAAACGAGGAAAACAUUAACGCAAUCUUUAAAAACAAAAUCAAAUGCAACUUCAAAGAGGAGUUGAAACGUCCAGAAAAGCAUUUUAGCCUGUCUAAACCCUGUCAUCCAGCUCCCACUGCUGUGACCAAAAAUAAAGAGAUCUAUUGCACUAAUAAAUAACCCUUCAAUGGUGCCAGGCUUCAAGUGAAGGUUUACAGCUGGUUGUAAAGAAGUAGAAGGGAAACUGAGGAUGGUGGGUCGUUCCGUUCCACUUUAGCCCAAACCAUUUGGUGCAGCACGGCCAGAUUUAGACAAAAAUGUUGGGAACGCUCGUAAAAAAUCAAAAUGAGGGUCAGGCAGAGAAAAAGGGGUUUGACGACAAUCAGGAAGUCAAAGUGUGGGUACGAACAGUUCAUCUAAGUGCAGAGAAAUGUGUAUCUCUUUACCUUGUUCAACAUUUAAGUUUAAGGUUUAAUUAUUAUUGUUUGAUAAUAAAUAAAAUCACCUCCAUUUUAAAUCCAUGCUUGAUACCCAAACCUUGAUAUGGUUCCAAACUGAGUUUCAGGUGAACAUGAUGUUUUGUGAAUGGGUGUAGUCGUACAAAUACGACUUUUCACAUUAGAUUCCAGGGCACUGUUACAAAGUUCAAAAUUAAUGAGUGAAGAAUUAGUGAAAAACAAAAAUGUGAGUAAUAUUCAACGUGGCAGUAGAAAGAGGAUGAAGACGAGGAGCCCAGACAGGAUGGAUGAAGACGGAGAAAGGAGGACUGAGGAGACGGGAGCAUGGAGGGAGGUGCAGGAAUGUUUCACAUGCCUGUCCUCUCCGUGACCUCGGCUCCCCGGAGUGUGGGAGAUAGCGGGAGUAAUUAGCCUCCUUUAACAUUGGAGCUGCUCUGCUGCUGCUCCGCAAUGGGGUUAGCAGUGGCAUUGAAGGAGAUCAAGUGUAAUCUCGUCAUUCUUUUUUUGUUAGUAUUCAGACAAAAUAUUGUUGACAGACUUCAUGGACAACUGUUCACUGUGACAGAACGCAAUCGUCUCGAUGGUCGUUUCGAAAACAGGUUCUUUUCUGUUUUCAGGGUCUUUUGUUUUCAGUGCUUUUGGGUCGAUGAAUGCUGUAAAUGAGAUGCAUUAUUCUGAACAGGUUCCUCUUCUCCACCCGUCUCACAUCAGACCUACUUCAUCAUCUGUUAGAUUUAAUCAGGACUCUUCCUAACUGCAGAUAUUUCCCACUUAGAGUCAGAGAUUAAGGACGGCAGUGGGUCUAAAUAAAGAAAAACGCAGGCUAUAAGGAUUGAUUUUUCGUUUUUCUUCCCAAAGGCCACACGGUUUCAAUCCUGAAAAUGCCAAUAGUGGGACAUCAGUGUUCCACAGUUGCGCUCCAGUGACCUUUAUUUAAACCACACCAGUGAGUCUGCAGCUUAUCUGAUUUACAUAAGUCUCAAUAACAGCAGGGAGAAAGGAAACACACAUUAUUGCACAUAGUUGGACUGUUUUCUUUGGAAAUGUGGUUGAAAUUUGCCAUUUAUCUAAAAAAACAACCAAAACGAUAUUUAUAUUUUGCAAAUACUAAAAGUAUUAAGUAGCUCAAACAACAACACCGUUUUUUCAUAAAAGAACAAUUUAAAAUUAAAAGUUUUUUUUGUCAUUGGUUGGUGUUCACCUAAAUCUUUUGGGUCAU